AAGAACCGUUCUAAAGACUCAGAUCGUUCGUGAACGACGCGUCGUUCGAGCGCACUGUAGAGUUAAUUUGAGGACGUGAAGGGCGUCCUGGCGCUCAAUAUGUCGGCAUUUUACCCCGUUGGUGACGUUUAUAAGAGUGUACGCAUCAAGUGGUGACUCGGCAAAGAAGUGUACACAUCGAGUGGUGACUCGGCAAAGAAGUGUACACAUCAAGUGGUGACUCGGCAAAGAAUUGUCCGCAUCAAGUGGUGACUCGGCAAGAUGGAGAAAGACCGUCGCUUCAACUUCAAACUUCUUGUGCCGCCCAGAGUGAAGACAAACCAGGUGUCUGCCGUCAAACCACAAGAAAGUGUGGACAAUGGAGCCGAGCUGGCAGCCAGUAAAUAUUUUGCCCAAGACCAAAACACGCCUUUCCUCAAUAAAAGUGUGGUUGCACCGACUAAAGCAAGCAGACAAGAGUCCAUCAAGAUGCAAGUUGCCCCAAGAGAAAAAGAGAGUGAAUGUAGUCCUGUGCAGCUGUAUUCCAUAAUGUUUGACGAAGUGGAGAAAAUCCAGUGCUGGAAAGCCAAAGUGGACUGUGACGCUGUGCAAAGCGAGAGGAAACUUCAAGAGAACAAACGAACAAUUGAGAGUCAGCGCAAAGCCAUUAAAGAGCUGCAGCUUCAAAGUGAAAGUAUCAGCAUCAAGCUUGAAGAGCAGAUGAGUGAAAAUGAGGAUUUGAGGAACAAAAACAAUGCAACCCGCAACUUGUGUAAUAUACUCAAGGAAACCUUCCAGCGGUCAGCUGUUAAAAUGCAAAUGUUUGAAUCUGAAAGAGAGGAAACUCAUCACCUCUUCAUGGAAAAUAGUAACAGUGUUCAGAAAUCGAUUGCAGCAUUUCAGAGCCUUUGCAGUCAAGCUGAGGCUGACCAGAAGGAAAUGCAAUCAGUCAAAGAGGCCUUGCUGCAAUUUGAAGUGCUCAAAGAGAAGUAUCAGCAAGAAUACACAAUGAAAGAGCAAGAAGUGUCGGCGUUGGAAACUAAACUUAGUGAUAAAGAAAGUGAACUUGAAAUGGUGCAACGUGAACUCAGUGAUUCUCGAGAUCAAUACAAAAAGCUUCAAGAGGCAACAAAUGAACUGAAUGACACUGUAAAAAGUUCUAAAAUGGAGAUGGCAUCCCUUUGUGGAAAACUGCACUCAUCAGAGCAGCGCUGCAAAGAAAUUGAGACACAUUUGGAAGCCAUCACUGCAAUGCUGGAGGAGAGCAAAGAGGAGCAUGCAAGAGUCCUCAGAAGCAAAGAUUUAAGCUUGCAGGAUCUUUGCAGGGUAAAAAAUGAACAAGCUGAGAAGCUUGAGCAGAUUCAGACCACCCUUCUAGAGCUGCAGAAUGUGUUGGCCAUGGAGGAGCAGAGGUCUAUAAAAUUUGAGGCAAAACUGCUGGAAAACAGCAAGGAACUGGAAAGUAGUCAAUUCCUUUUAGCUGAGACCAAAGAGCAAAGUGCAAAAAAAGAUGAGCAGAUUCGAAUCCUUGCGAGUGAACUGGACAACAUCAGGGCAUCUAUGGAGUUGAUAAAGGGGAAAAGUGACGCACUUGAGGUCACAGUAAAGCAACUCCACAUUGAACUUGCAUCAAAGGCCAAAGAAGCCCAGCUCAGCAUGAAUGAAGCAAAGACUACAUUAGCUGAAAAUGAGCGACUGAGGAAAGUUUGUGAAGUUGCUGAAAAGGCAAAGGAAACUUCAGUGGAGAAGUGCAGUGUCAUGGAGAGCAAAGUACACGAGCUGAGGGAAAAAUUGAUCAAUGAAAGGAACAAAACAGAAGAGUGCAGUAUUGUAAUGGUGCAACUCCAGGAAGAACUUGCACAAAAUCAGGCCACACACGAAGAGCUGCUGUGCAACUUUAACGACAUUUGGUCUGAAAAGAAGGACAUAUCCUCUAAUGUGAAAACUAUGGAGGCAAACAUGAAGGCGAGUGAGCAGAAAGCCACCAAGCUCACAGUGGAUGUUCAGAGACUGGAGGAGGAAAACCAGCGUUUAAGAAAGGAGAUUGACUCUCUUCCAACACUAAUCAAAGGACAAUGUGAAGAAACAUUGACGACGUUGCAGAAGAAAAUGGAGGACAAUUAUCAACAUCUGCAGCAGAACUUCAAACAAGCUGAGAGGCAGGUCAAAGCUGCAGAGGCAAAGCUCUCUAAUCUCAGGAAGAAAACUGGAAUGAUUCGCCAAGUCCAAGACAAAUACCAGAACGAGAUUAAAAUGCUUAAGAAACAAGUGGCAAAAGAGAUUGGGAAAUCCAGUCAACUUGAAAAGGAGAUAAGCAGUCUGCACGAGGAAUCACAGGACCUCAAAAGACAACAUGAGGAAAAGCACCAGAAGCUACUGAAAGAUGUUGAAUCAACAUCAUCAGUAGCUGCAGACCGUGACAAUGAGAUACAAAAGCUUAGAUCAACAACAGCUGAGGCUGUCAAGAACAAAGAAGAUGCAGAACUCAAGUGUCAGCACAAGACAGCAGAGAUGCUGGCACUGAUGGAAAAACACAAAAGCCAGUAUGACCGCAUGGUAGAAGAAAAGGAUGCGGAGCUUGAUGAGACAAAGACCAGAGAGAUGAAGGCAGUUGAUUGCAGCAAAUCACUGGAGUUGAAUGUCUCCAAGCUUAAGAGUGAAAAUACUCAACUAAAGAAGCAGCUGUUGACAGAAAAGGAUAACUUUCAAAAGGAUUUAAGUGAUCUUAGGAAAGAAUUGUCAUCGCUCAAAUUCUCACAGCUGUCAGAACAAAAAAAGAAGCCAAGGGCCUUCAAUGCUAAUGAAGGGAGAUGUGUGGACACACCAAGAAGCAGCUCUUCAAGGAUAAGUGUCUUUGACUUCUCCAAGGAACUGGACUCUGGAUCCAUCAGAAAAACACAUGGCACUACAGCAAAGAACAAGGACUUGAGUACGCCAGGAAGUGCAACAAACAGAUUUGGCAGAACGUCAAAGAUCAAAACCUACAGAAUAAGGACACCCCCUAGUGCCAACAAGCUUUCAACCUGGGAAAAGACAACAAUCGAACUGGAGCCCAAGUCCGACAGCUCUGAUCAAAACAACCUGAUUUUGGCAAACACACCAGGACCUUGUAUUCCUGGCCCCCUCUCUAAACACAACAUGUUCAAACAGCUCCAGAGCCCCACUGUUCUUAAGUCUCCUGGUAACUCCCUGAAGUUAGCAGCCAUGAAGAGAAUGAGAGACGCUGGUUGGACCGCCGUUGUUGGCUGCGACAAAAAGAAGAAAAAGACUCAUGAGAAGAUCUUUGCAUGAGUAGUGCCUUUCCUGCAAUUCACUAAAACACCCUUUGUCUUAUUUUAACUGUAGUCAUCUUUUAUGACAGUACAGAACAUAGUCAAUUUUCAGUUAUGCUACAGUAUUUGUUUGACUUAGUUUAGGAGCAGUAAUACCGUAGUGGGCUAAUCUACUUGUAGUGAAGUAGUUAGACUGUAGUAAGGAUAGAAGUGUAGUAUUAAUAUAUGGAGUUUCAUAGUACUGAAAUGGGUAAUAGUAGUAGUCAUAGCGCGGUAGUUGUACUGCUGUAGUAGUAUUUAUUUUGCACAGGGUGAUAGUUUUAACUCCUUUAAGAGUUUGCACUGUUAUGGUUUCAUGUUUAAAUGCACUUCCAUUGGUUUGACAGUAAAAUGUACAAGCAAUGUUCAAA
This is a messenger RNA of Nerophis ophidion (straightnose pipefish), 3661 nucleotides long. RefSeq names its product synaptonemal complex protein 1-like. The transcript has 35 exons. Gene Ontology annotation, molecular function: double-stranded DNA binding. The coding region runs from base 262 to 3270 and encodes 1002 amino acids. Gene Ontology annotation, cellular component: male germ cell nucleus; transverse filament; synaptonemal complex. The record is from RefSeq and is a predicted model, not a curated record. NCBI's taxonomy places the organism in Eukaryota, Metazoa, Chordata, Actinopteri, Syngnathiformes, Syngnathidae. Gene Ontology annotation, biological process: synaptonemal complex assembly; meiotic DNA repair synthesis; chiasma assembly.